Rubroshorea leprosula is the source of this 502-nucleotide messenger RNA. Lineage: Eukaryota; Viridiplantae; Streptophyta; Magnoliopsida; Malvales; Dipterocarpaceae. The record is from the annotation of a GenBank genome assembly.
CAUGAGCUUCGUCUUUGACCAAAUUGAGAAGCAGAGGCGAGAAAUGUUCCUUCAAAGUCCAAAGCGACAAUACACUCAGCGCACCAGGGCAUGGCAGCAGAAUCGCGAGAAACCCAACAAUCUGCGUGCAAUGUCCAGAGAUGGGAUGCGAGAAAUGCAGAAACUGAUGCUAAUUCUGGUGUUUUAAUUUUGUAACUGUAUAGUCUUGGCUGGUAAGAAGGUAGCUAAGACUUAGGAAGUUAGAUCUAUGUACUAUUUUCUAAAUUCUGCAAAACUCAUUGAAUAAAAAUUUGAAAUCAACAAGACAAACUAAUAUAUCUUGACUUCUCCUUUUUUUUUGUUAUGUAUAUCUUGAGUUUUCUUAUACAUACAUUUUGGUAUAUUCAUUAUCUGUUUUCUAUUCCUACUAAUGCUUGGACCUAUAAUAGCUCAUCCUUGAUAUCCCUUGUUGCAUUCAUUCUAUUAAGUAUGUCUAAGCUGAAAAUUAAUUAAAAUCUACUGA